AGUAACAAGUACAUUGUCUCCGCUACCAUGGACUUGGAUCAACAAAAAUUUUUAACAUCAUUAUUACUAGCAAUUAUUGCAAUCUACAUUUACAUAAAAUGGAAAUUAAAUUAUUGGAAAAAUCGUGGAAUUAAAGGUCCACGUCCAUUGCCAUUAUUUGGUAAUUACAUUGAAAUAUUUUUUAAAAAAUUAACAGUCGGUGAGACUGUAGAUAAAAUAUAUAAAAAAUGGAAAAAUUUACCAUACGUUGGAGUUUACAAGGGCCAUCAACCCCAACUAAUAAUCAAUGAUCUUGAUUUAAUAAAAACAAUAUUAAUCAAAGAUUUUGAUACAUUUUAUGGACGUGGUAUUGUGUUGAAUGAAAUGACUGAUCCUCUAACAGCGCAUUUAUUUAAUAUUGAUGGUCCAAGAUGGAAAGCAGUACGUGCUAAAUUAUCACCAACUUUUACAUCAGGUAAAUUAAAAAACAUGCUUACAAAUAUGAUUGAAUGUUCAAAUGAUUUUGGUAAAUAUCUCGAGAAGAAAAUCAUUGAUAAUAAUGUCAUUGAUUGUCGUGAUGCUGCUGGAAGAUUUUCAACUGAUAUAAUGGGUUCAUGUUGUUUUGGUAUUAAAACAAAUGCCCUAACACAUUCAAACAGUGAAUUUUAUGAAUUUUGUGAAAAAGUAUCAGCAUCAGAUUUUCGUGGUAUGUUAAAAAGAUUAAUACGAGAAAUUCAACCAGAAUUAUUUAAAUUAUUAAAAGUUAAUUUAAUUAAUCCAAAAAUUGGUAAUUUUUUUAUAAAUUCAAUGAAAGAAGUUAUUGAAUUAAGAAAAAAUAAUAAUAUCAUUAAAAAUGAUUUAACUGAUUUAAUAUUGCAAUCACAAAAUGAUGAUAGUGAAUUUGAUGAAUGUUUUAUGAUUGCUCAAUCAUUUAUACUUUUUGUUGCUGGUAUGGAUAUGAUUUCAACGGCUGUAUCACUUGCAUUAUUGGAGCUUGCAAUUGAGCCAAAAAUUCAAGAUAAACUUAGACAUGAAAUUAAUGAAAUAUUGAAUGAUAAUAAUGAUGAAAAAUUAACUUGGGAUGUGAUUAAUAAUAUGAAAUAUCUUGAUAUGGUUGUAUUGGAAACAUUGAGAAAAAAUCCACCAUUGCUAACACUGGCUAGAGAAACAUCAAAGCCAUAUAAAAUACCUGGAACUGAUAUGGUCAUUGAUGAGGGAAUUAAAAUUACAAUUCCGGUUUAUUCAAUUCAUCAUGAUCCAAAUUAUUAUCCAAAUCCAGAAAAAUUUGAUCCGGAAAGAUUUUGUGAUGAAGCCAAGGCACAGAGACAUUCAAUGGCUUUUUGUGCUUUCGGCCAAGGAAAUAAAAAUUGUAUUGGAUUUAGAUUUGCGGGAUAUCCAAUUAAACUUGGCAUUAUGACUGUCAUCAAGAAAUGGCUCGUCAAACCAUCAAAAUUAACUGUCGUUCCUUUUGAAAUGGAUAAAGGUUCAGUGAUUUUAACACCUCGGGAAGGAGUUCAUCUUUUAUUUGAACCUGUUUUAUAAUAUUUAAAAAAUAUUAAAAAAUAUUUAACGAGACAUUAAAAAAAAAAUUUUUAAGUUUAAAAUUAUUUACUAUUAUUGAAAUUUUAUUUGCACUUGCGCAAAAAUAGAAUAAUAAAAAAAAAAUUCGUUACCCUGACGACAGUAUGCAAGCACAAAAGCUCAAUGUUAACGCGGGAAGUAAUAUCCAGAGUUUUCGAGGCGUUUCAAAGGGUUGCAUGUUAUCUAAAAUCACCUCGAAUAAUAUUUUACAAAUAAAUAUUAAAUAAUUAAAUACUAAUCUCUCGAAUAAUAUAAAAUUAAA
Molecule: messenger RNA, 1822 nt
Organism: Aphidius gifuensis
Lineage: Eukaryota; Metazoa; Arthropoda; Insecta; Hymenoptera; Braconidae
Product: probable cytochrome P450 6a13
Exons: 2
Coding region: 28-1521 (497 amino acids)
Molecular function (GO): monooxygenase activity; heme binding; oxidoreductase activity, acting on paired donors, with incorporation or reduction of molecular oxygen
Source: RefSeq, a predicted model, not a curated record